Propithecus coquereli (Coquerel's sifaka) is the source of this 5631-nucleotide messenger RNA. It is a transcript of the gene SPHKAP, whose product is annotated as SPHK1 interactor, AKAP domain containing. Gene Ontology annotation, molecular function: protein kinase A binding. The record is from RefSeq and is a predicted model, not a curated record. The transcript is spliced from 13 exons. Bases 1 to 5520 code for a protein of 1839 amino acids. Lineage: Eukaryota; Metazoa; Chordata; Mammalia; Primates; Indriidae. Gene Ontology annotation, cellular component: cytoplasm.
AUGGCAGAUGCAGGGGGAGUAGGAAUCUUCAAUGUGCCAUCAGAAGCAGCAAAAAUUGUGUUUAUCCCCAACCUAAUUGAUUUUGGUUGCCUAGCUCUGGUGGAAAGCCCAGGAAUAUGCAAAUGCAAGGAUUCUGCCCAAGUGAUUUUGAUGUGCCACACAGGAACAUCGGUGCUCAUAGUCCUAAAGCCCGCUGAAGCAGAACCAAAGUUUAAACUUAGUCUUCAGACCUGGAAUACAGUUCAUUCCAGCAGAAAUCAGAGUAGUCCUCAUAGUUGCUGUUUAGCCUUAAGACUCCCAACUAGUCACCUGACCAUUGACAAGCCAUUGAACUUGGCUACCGUAUCCUUCCCCCACGACAGCACGGGAGCUGGGAGCAGAGCCAGCCACUGCACACUUCCCACCCUGGCCAGCACCCUCAGCUCCACCAUCACCAUCCAGAUUCAGCCAGCAACUAUUUGUCGUACAAUGACUCUCCGCCAAGAUUAUUCCCUCUUCAGUGAUUGUAAGGUCUGCUUUGUGAACCUGGAUGUGAACAAGGAUGAAUGUAGCACAGAGCACCUGCAGCAGAAGUUGGUCAACGUUUCACCAGAUCUUCCAAAACUUAUCAGCUCCAUGAAUGUCCAACAGCCAAAAGAAAAUGAAAUUGUCCUCCUAAGUGGGUUAGCAUCUGGCAAUCUCCAGGCAGAUUUUGAAGUUUCACAGUGCCCUUGGCUACCAGAUAUCUGCUUGGUCCAAUGUGCAAGAGGUAACAGACCAAACAGUACCAAUUGCAUCAUCUUUGAAAUCAACAAAUUUUUGAUUGGUCUGGAACUGGUGCAGGAGCGGCAGCUCCACCUGGAAACAAAUGUCUUGAAACUGGAGGAUGACACAAACUGUUCUUUAUCCUCAAUUGAGGAAGACUUUCUCACCGCAUCUGAGCACUUGGAGGAGGAAAGCGAGGUGGAAGAAUAUAGGAAUGGUUAUGAAAAUAUAAAUGUCUCAGCCAAUGUUUUGGAGAGUAAAAAGCCAAAGGAAGCUACCCAGGAGGAAUGGUGUUACAAGGCAAAGUUGCUUUAUACUUUGGAAGACAAACACAUUGGCAAAUAUCAUACACCAUUUGUUAAACCAGAACGAUCUCCAGAAAACCUAGCAGAGAACACAGGCUUGCAGGGUCUGGGUCCCUCAGCCAAGCCUUCACAGUGGAAAGGUGAGGUUGUGGGGAGUGAGAGACACUCCACAAAUUGUUAUUGUUCAGAAACCUUUAAAGGUCAAGUGGAAAAAUCACAGGCUCUGUAUAUUCCAAGUGAUGCUUAUUUCUCCACGAUGGUUAAAGACGCACCUUCUGCAUGUGGCACUGUCGCUGGGCAGGCCAGCCAGGUGGACCCAGGAGACCAAAAAGAUGCAAGAAACUCUCUUCCUCCUGGACAAGAUGGAGAAGUCACAACUGGCGAGUAUGCUACAAAUUUAGCAGAAUCUGUGCUGCAAGAUGCAUUUAUUAGAUUAUCUCAGUCUCAGCCUACACUACCCCAGGAAUCUGCAGUCAGUGUGUCUGGAGGAAGUGCUCUGCUUCCCAGUUGCUAUUCCAUGAAAGAUACUAUGGUCCCUCGGUCAUGGAAUAAGCUCCCCAAAAUCGUCAUUGUUCAGAGUCCAGAUGGCAGCGAUGCUGCCCUGGAGCCAAGCAUCUCCUCGUGGCCCAAGAUGGAAGUCUCCAUGGAAACUUCAGGCAUCCACUCUGGAGAGAACUCCAACAGACACCCCCAGAGUGCUCUAGAAGUAGCAUUAGCAUGUGCGGCCACUGUAAUUGGAACGAUUUCCAGUCCACAGGCCACAGAAAGACUCAAAAUGGAGCAAGAGGCCCUGGUAUCACACCGUCCACUGGGUGACAGUGAAGCACUGCAAAUGCAAGCAUCCCCAGCAGCCAAGGAGCCUUCCCUCAGUGAAUACUCCUUUCCAUCUGCUUUGUGUGGCAUGACUCAGGUGGCGAGUGCCAUCGCUGUCUGUGGCCUGGGUGAAAGAGAAGAGGCAACGUGCCCUGUGGCUCCAAGUGGCUUCUUACCAACAGGUGGGUCUUCUGAAGCAACCCCACCACUUUAUGGUUUAGCAACAGGGAGAAGCAUGGAGCUGGGAAAGGAAGCCAUUGUGGAGGGGUUGCUCAAGGAGGCUGCUCUGGUUUUAACAAGGCCUAACACCUACAACAGCAUUGGAGACUUCCUGGAAUCCAUGAACAGGAGAAUCAUAGAAACUGCUUCAAAGCCUCAAACCCUGUGCUCAGAAAAUGUCCUCAAGAAUGAUCUGGCACAGACCCUGUCCAACGUGAUCCUGAAGCAUUCCAUUGAGGAAGUUCACCAGAAAAAUAAAAUAAUCGACCCCAACGAUGGCAGGCAUUCCUUGGAAACUCUGGACACCUUAAUGGAAAGCACAAACCAACUGCUCUUCAGUGUGAUGUGCUUCACGUUCAAGAAGAUGAGCCAUAUCGUACAGCUUGGUGAACAUCCCACUGUGCUUUCCAAGGAGACAGAACUAGGCUGCCAGCCAUUGGAUCAGGCUGCUGGUCAAGCACGGACAAAAGCCACUGCACACUCCAGCAGCUAUCCACUUAGCGAUGCGCACGGCACCAGUCUUGUCAUCGAUGAUCUUGUGGAUGACGUGCAUCCAAAGCAAGACCACAAGGGUGGCCUGAGGCCAGGUCUCUUCAAGAACCCCAUGCUGCCAUCUGAAUUAUUGUGUAGUCACAGAGUGGCCGAUUCUUCAGCUGCUAAAACAUCCCCCAAGGAAAUAUAUCUGAAAGGAAUGGUGGCAGAGGAUACAAAAAACCCUCAUCAGACACCCAGUCCUGGUGAGAAUGAAUACAGAGCCUGUUUCAAAGCAGAAAGGUCACUGACCAUAGGCCAGUGCAGGAGUGGUUCCCAGGAUGCUGAAGACAGUAUCAACCCAGACACUGAAGAAAAGUACAAUUGUGCCACACCUCUAAACAACGAAGCUCAAGGUAACCUGUCCUUGUUAGGGGAUGACUUGCUGCUUCCUGCUCAAUCCAUGCUGCAAGCAAAGCAUGCAGACAUCUACUGCAUUGCAGACUUUGCCGAAGAAUUAGCAGAGACGGUGGUCUCCAUGGCAACUGAAAUCGCAGCGAUUUGCCUUGACAACUCCAAUGGGAAACAACCCUGGUUUUGUGCAUGGAAAAGAGGGAGCGAGUUUCUGGUUACACCCAACGCAUCUUGCCGAUCCUUGAAGAGAAAGAAGGAAAGCCAGGCGGGUGGCGCUGCUGUGAGGAAACACAAGCCGCCCCGGCUCAGUGAGAUCAAGAGGAAGACAGAUGAGCACCCUGAGCUGAAGGAGAAGCUUAUGAACAGGGUUGUGGACGAGUCUAUGAACCUUGAGGACAUCCCAGAUUCUGUCAAUAUCUUUGCAAAUGAAGUGGCCGCCAAGAUCAUGAACCUAACUGAGUUCUCCAUGGUGGACGGCGUGUGGCAAGCCCAGAGCUACCCCCGGAAUCGGUUACUGAGUGGGGACAGGUGGAGCCGGCUGAAGGCCUCCAGCUGCGAAAGCAUUCCCGAGGAGGACUCGGAAGCCAGGGCCUAUGUCAACAGCCCGGGUUUAAUGAGUACCUUAAGCCCGCCAGUCAGCAGGGCCAGUUCAGUCUCCAAACAGUCCAGCUGCGAGAGCAUCACCGAAGAGUUUUCCAGGUUCAUGGUGAAUCAGAUGGAAAGUGAAGGGAGAGGGUUUGAGUUACUGCUGGAUUACUACGCCGGCAAGAACGCCAGCAGCAUUCUGAGCUCAGCGAUGCAACAGGCAUGCCGGAGAACUGACCACCUCAGCGUGAGGCCGAGCUGUCCCUCCAAGCAGUCCAGCACGGAGAGCAUCACCGAAGAGUUCUACAGGUACAUGCUGAGGGACAUCGAAAGAGACAGCGCCUCCUCCAGACGAAGCAGCCAGGAUUGGACAGCUGGCUUGCUGUCCCCGUCUCUGCGGUCCCCGCUGUGUUACCGACAGUCGUCGGUGCCGGAUAGCAGGUCCCCAUGUGCGCGGUUGACAGUCAGUGCGCCCAUCAAAGCCAACUCCUUAGAUGGCUUUGCUCAGAGCUGCCCGCAAGAUUUCCUAAACGUGCAGCCGGUCAGUAGCGCUUCCUCGUCGGGUCUCUGCCAGUCGGACUCUUGCCUGUACCGGAGAGGUGGGACCGAUCACAUCACAAACAUGCUAAUUCACGAGACGUGGGCAAGCUCAAUUAAGGCGCUCAUGCGCAAGAACAAAAUUAUCGCGGAUGACGCAGAGGCCGCGGCUGCGGAGCCCGUGCCUGGUCCCUCACAAGGGGAGACAUCUGCAGGUAAACCAGCCGCGAGCAGGGUGUACAGUGGGCCAGCCCUGCGCGUUCAGGAGCCGGUCGAUUACCCCAGGAGAGACUCUGUCACUGAAAGCAAACAUCUUCCAGUGUCGCCUCCAAGCAACACUGCUCCUCUUGCAAGCCACAGCAGUUUAGAUUCUAAAAAGGAAACUUCCUCGUGUGGUGAUGCUGUCCCUCUAAGCCACACCAGACAAUCUCUUUGCUCAAGGGAAGUGCCUUUGAUUCAGAUAGAAACAGACCAGAGAGAAACCUGUGCUGGAGAACCCGAACACGGCCUUUCCGAAAGCAGCCCCCUAGAGGAAGCCGAAGAGCAUUUGAAUGAAGAAAAAGUCCCAGAUGUGGUGAGUCACAGCCUUGAUGCCAGAGACGUACCAGAGGCUGAAGUCUCUACAGAUGCCAGAGCCCCUGAAGAGUUCCCCAACCCUCCCAGCAGCAGCGAGGAGAGCACAGGCAGCUGGUCUCAGCUGGCCAACGAGGAUGACAACCCAGAUGACACAAGUAGCUUUCUGCAGCUCAGUGAGAGAUCCCUGAGCAAUGGCAACAGUAGUGCCACUAGCAGUCUUGGCACUAUGGACCUGGACAUUUAUCAGGAAAACAUGCCUUCUCCUCCCAUGAUUAAUGCCGUCUACAGUCACAGCCUUGAUGCCAGAGACGUACCAGAGGCUGAAGUCUCUACAGAUGCCAGAGCCCCUGAAGAGUUCCCCAACCCUCCCAGCAGCAGCGAGGAGAGCACAGGCAGCUGGUCUCAGCUGGCCAACGAGGAUGACAACCCAGAUGACACAAGUAGCUUUCUGCAGCUCAGUGAGAGAUCCCUGAGUGAAUUAGUAGAAGAAAAGGAGAUUCUUAAAGGACAGUCAGAAAACAUAGAGGAACCUGCCUCCGAACUGCCUGUGGGACCAGCCAGCCCCCAGAGGAGUCUACUGGUGAUCAACUUCGACCUGGAGCCGGAGUGUCCUGACGCCGAGCUUCGAGCCACUCUGCAGUGGAUAGCUGCCUCCGAACUUGGGAUUCCCACCAUCUACUUUAAGAAAUCUCAGGAAAACAGAAUUGAAAAGUUUCUAGAUGUCGUGCGGCUGGUUCAUCAGAAGUCCUGGAAAGUGGGGGAUAUCUUUCACGCUGUUGUCCAGUACUGCAAAAUGCAUGAGGAGCGGAAGGAUGGGAGCCUGAGUCUCUUUGACUGGCUCCUGGAGCUGGGAUAAGGCAGACUUCCCUGUAGAGCAUUCCUUCCCUUUAUUCCAGCUUAUAUUACAGUGGUUUGUUGUAAAUGCUCUAAACGUUCUCAAAACAUCACAUCACAUUAGCAGAGCUAU